AUGAUGCCGGCAAAAUCUGAAAAGGAAGAUAGACGUUUAGACCACAGUGGACCGAGCCCGUUCCAGUCGAACGCUUACUCCCAACCUUGGUGGCGUGAAGUGGGGAACAAUUCUUCUUUAGGUGAAACUGCGUCAAAAUUAUCUUCAGUAGAGAACCUGAAUGGUUCUCUCGCGAAUGCAGCGAUUCAAUCACAAGUUAAUACUGGCUUGCAGAAAGGAGCUAUGCUGAACAAAGACGUGCACACCGAUGUAACAUCACAAUCUGAUGAAAGUAAUGGACAAGAGCACCAUCUCAAACAUGUUCCAUCACCAACAACUGUUACGAUGGCUGGACACCUUGAACCGAAUUCCCAGAUGGAACUUGUUGGCCAUUCAAUUGUUUUGACUUCACAUCCAUACACAGAUUCACAGUAUGGCGGGAUGUUUACUUCUUAUGGACCACAAGCUAUGGUACCUCAAUUAUAUGGAAUCCCUCAUGCCAGAAUGCCUUUGCCCCUUGAAAUGGAAGAGGAGCCUGUUUACGUAAAUGCAAAACAGUUUCAUGGUAUUAUGAGGCGAAGACAAGCACGUGCUAAGGCAGAACUUGAAAAGAAAGCAGUAAAAGUUAGGAAGCCAUAUCUUCACGAGUCUCGACACCAGCAUGCUAUGAGAAGGGCAAGGGGCUGUGGAGGCCGCUUCCUUAAUACAAAGAAGCUUGAUAAUGAUGCUGCCAAUUCUACAUCAGAUAAAGGUAUUAAUUCUGGUGCUAAUAUUUCAAAACAAUCUUCUCGCUUUUCAAUUUCUGAAUGUUUGCCAACAGAAGGUACUGGAGAUUUGGAUUCCUCUGGUAAUCGACAAGAAGGAAAAGGGUCUAUGGUUGAAGGCAUGCAAACACACGCUUCCUCCAAGGGUCAUGGUAAUGGCCAUGGACUCUCUUCAAGAUAUCAUUCAUCAUCAGAUGAUGGCAGCUUCUUGGGUCAGCAGAAGGAAAUCACACAUGGGAAUGGGGUGUCUAAUGGGGCUGUCCCCAUUCAUUAA
Molecule: messenger RNA, 1017 nt
Organism: Dovyalis caffra
Lineage: Eukaryota; Viridiplantae; Streptophyta; Magnoliopsida; Malpighiales; Salicaceae
Source: the annotation of a GenBank genome assembly